This is a messenger RNA of Hipposideros armiger (great roundleaf bat), 7456 nucleotides long. RefSeq names its product pleckstrin homology domain containing A6 (gene PLEKHA6). The transcript has 24 exons. The record is from RefSeq and is a predicted model, not a curated record. Lineage: Eukaryota; Metazoa; Chordata; Mammalia; Chiroptera; Hipposideridae. The coding region runs from base 67 to 3543 and encodes 1158 amino acids.
UCUGUGCCUCCCUAGGCCACCCGGACCUCCCGCAAGGCCAUCGCCUUUGGCAAACGCUCACACUCCAUGAAGCGGAACCCCAAUGCACCUGUCACCAAGGCAGGCUGGCUCUUCAAACAGGCCAGCUCCGGGGUGAAGCAGUGGAACAAGCGCUGGUUCGUCCUGGUGGAUCGCUGCCUCUUCUACUAUAAAGAUGAGAAGGAGGAGAACAUCCUGGGCAGCAUCCCCCUCCUGAGCUUCCGGGUGGCCGCAGUGCAGCCCUCAGACAACAUCAGCCGAAAGCACACCUUUAAGGUGACUGUGUGCUGGGUGGACGAGGCCGGGGCCGGUUCCACGUACUGCCUCCCCCCACAGGCCGAGCAUGCUGGGGUCCGCACCUACUUCUUCAGUGCUGAGAGCCCCGAGGAGCAGGAGGCCUGGAUCCAGGCCAUGGGGGAGGCUGCCCGAGUACAGAUCCCCCCAGCCCAGAAGUCUGUACCCCAAGCUGUGCGUCACAAUCUCCCACCCCCCACCAAACUCCAUGCUGGGCUGCAGUCACUUACAACGUCUCCCUUGGCACCCUGCAGCCAUGAGAAACCAGAUUCAGAGAAUAUCCCACCCAGCAAACACCACCACCAGCCACCGCACAACAGUCUCCCCAAGCCUGAGCCAGAGGCCAAGACUCGAGGGGAGGGUGAUGGCCGAGGCUGUGAGAAGGCAGAGAGGAGGCCAGAGAGGCCUGAAGUCCAGAGUGAGCCUCUGGUGAAAGCCAAUGGCAUCCAAGCUGGGCUGGAACCAGUCUCAGAACCCGGCAGCCCUUACCCAGAGGGCCCAAGGGUCCCACGGGGCGGGGAACGGCCCAGCCAGCCCAACGGCUGGCAGUAUAGCUCCCCAAGCCGGCCAGGGAGCACAGCUUUCCAGCCUCAGGACUCAGAGAGUGGGGAACACCGGCGGAGCUUAUCCUCACACGCCAACCCUGACAAGAUCGCCCAGCGCAAGAGCUCCAUGAACCAGCUUCAGCAGUGGGUAAACCUGCGCCGGGGGGUGCCCCCACCUGAAGACCUUCGGAGUCCCUCUAGGUUCUACCCUGUGUCCCGCAGGGCCCCCGAGUACUAUGGCCCCUACUCCUCCCAGUACCCUGAUGAUUACCAGUAUUACCCACAAGGGGUGCGGCCGGACAGCAUCUGCUCCAUGCCCGCCUACGAUCGGAUCAGCCCGCCCUGGGCUCUGGAGGACAAGCGCCACUCCUUCCGCAAUGGGGGAGGGUGGAAGGAGCCUGCUGGCUAUGGGCGGCAGGAUGGCACUGUUUGGAUCCCCAGUCCCUCCCGGCAGCCGGUUUAUUAUGAUGAGCUGGAUGCCACCUCUGGCUCCCUGCGCCGCCUGUCCUUGCAGCCCCGGUCCCACUCUGUGCCCCGCUCGCCCAGCCAGGGCACCUACAGCCGUGCCCGCAUUUACUCCCCGGUCCGUUCACCCAGUGCCCGUUUUGAGCGGCUGCCACCUCGCAGUGAGGACAUCUCUGCUGACCCAGCUGCCUAUGUAAUGAGGCGAUCCUUCAGUUCUCCCAAGUAUGAUUACCUGGGAGACAGGCGGCCAGUCCCUGCAGGACUGUUCCCCUACAACUACCCACCACCCCCCACGGUCCACGAUAAGAUGGAUGAACUUUUAGACCUUCAGUUGCAAAGAAACCUAGAGUAUUUGGAUCAGCAGAUGAGUGAGAGUGAGACUCUCAUCAGUAUGGUGAACCGCAUGGUGGAGAGCUCCUCCCCCAGAGCUCAACUCUUCAUGCAAGUCCCUCCGUACUCAGAAGUGUUCCGGGACAGCCUCCACACCUACAAGUUAAACGAGCAAGAUACAGAUAAGCUGCUGGGCAAAUUGUGUGAGCAGAACAAGGUGGUGAGGGAGCAGGACCGGCUGGUACAGCAGCUCCGAGCUGAGAAGGAAAGCCUGGAAAGUGCCUUGAUGGGGACCCACCAGGAACUCGAGAUGUUUGGAAACCAGCCCACCUACCCAGAGAAACUGUUGCACAAGAAGGAGUCGCUGCAGAACCAGCUCAUCAAUAUCCGGGUGGAGCUGUCUCAGGCCACCACGGCUUUGACGAACAGCACCAUGGAGUAUGAGAACCUUGAGUCAGAGGUCUCUGCCCUUCAUGACGACCUCUGGGAGCAGCUCAAUUUAGACAUCCAGAAUGAGGUACUCACCCGGCAAAUCCAGAAGGAGAUCUGGAGGGUCCAGGACGUGAUGGAGGGGCUCCGGAAAAGUAACCCAUCCCGGGGCACAGACACAGCCAAGCACAGAGGAGGACUUGGCCCCUCGGCCACCUACAGCUCCAACAGCCCUGCCAGCCCUCUCAGCUCCGCCAGCCUCACCAGCCCCCUGAGCCCUUUUUCACUGGUGUCUGGCUCUCAGGGGUCCCCCACCAAACCUGGGUCCAAUGAGGAGCCUGGCCCACCACGGCCUCCCCUCCCCAAAGCCUACGUCCCCCUGGAGUCUCCUCCCACCGUGCCUCCACUCCCUAACGAGAGCCGCUUCUGGCCAUACCCCAACUCCCCUUCCUGGCACCGCAGUGGCGAGACAGCCAGGGGUCAGCCUAAGGCAAGCUGUGAGCAAAGCAAGAGAGAGCCCCACCAGACAUCACCCCUGGACACCUCUAGAGACACCAGCCUUGUGCCCACCAGGCAAGAGGUGGAGGCGGAGAAGCAGGCAGCCCUUAACAAAGUUGGCAUUGUGCCCCCGCGGACAAAGUCACCCACCGAUGAAGAGGUGACCUCAUCAGGGGUAGUGAGGAGGAAUGCCAAUGGGCUCACCAACGGACUCUCCUCCAGACAGGAGCGCCCCAAGAGUGCCAUGUUUCCCGGCGAGGGCAAGGUCAAGAUGAGCGUGGAGGAGCAGAUUGACCGCAUGCGGAGGCACCAGAGCAGCUCCAUGAAGGAGAAGCGGAGGAGCCUGCAGCUCCCGGCCAGCCCGGCCCCUGACCCCGGACCCCGGCCUGCCUACAAAGUGGUGCGCCGUCACCGCAGCAUCCAUGAAGUGGACAUCUCCAACCUGGAGGCGGCCCUGCGAGCAGAAGAGCCUGGUGGGCAGGCCUAUGAGACGCCACGGGAAGAAAUUGCCCGGCUUCGAAAGAUGGAGCUGGAGCCCCAGCACUACGACAUAGACAUCAAUAAGGAGCUCUCCACCCCAGACAAAGUCCUCAUCCCCGAACGGUACAUUGACCUGGAGCCUGACACUCCCCUGAGCCCCGAGGAGUUGAAGGAGAAGCAGAAGAAGGUGGAGAGGAUCAAGACACUUAUUGCCAAAUCCAGUAUGCAGAACGUGGUACCCGUCGGCGAGGGGGACCUUGUGGACGUGCCCCAGGACUCAGAGAGCCAGCUGCAGGAGCAGGAGAAGCGGAUUGAAAUCUCCUGUGCCCUGGCGACCGAGGCCUCCCGCAGGGGCCGCAUGCUGUCUGUGCAAUGUGCCACCCCAAGCCCUCCCACCUCCCCUGCUUCCCCGACUCCACCAGCCAACCCCCUAUCGUCUGAAUCCCCACGGGGCGUGGACAGCAGCCAUACCAUGCGGGUCUGAGCUCUGACUGCAAGCCCUGGCCGAGGCCAACGCUGUGAAGCUCAACAGAGCCACCUUUUGAAGCCCUCCUCUGCCUGCCUGAGGUCCUGGACCCCAACCUGGCCCCAGCCCCUGUGCUCCCGUGGGAAAGUGGCAAGGAGCCAGGCUGGGGGCCAGGGGUUGCUGCUGAGAGGAGCACGGAUACCUCAGUGUCCACACACCCACCCCAUCAGGCCCUGAAGCCCUCCUUACACAGACAGUGGUCCUAGGCCAGAGCCUGACAUGAUGGGGUGCGGAGCACCCUGUGUGAUGCCCAGGUCACGGGGAGCCUAGGCCUGACUCUGGGUGGGGUUGUGAUGGCCCUACUGGAACAUUUCCCGAUGGAGAAGACACUGUGGUGGAGUAGACGCCCUGGGCUACCGUAGGUUAGGACUACCGGUGAAGAGAAGAUGGACUCUGCCUCUUCCCGCCCUUCUUGACACCAAGGACAGCACCUGCCAUCAUCCCCUUCCCCCGUCACUCCCACCCUUCUGCCCCAGCUGUACCUAGGACUUGACACAUCUCUGCUUAUCGGUGCUCCUUUGGGGUCCAGUGGAGACUGACCACCCUGCUUGAGCCAACCAAAGACAAGAUUGACACCAGAUACGGAGAGGCUCCUUGGCUCCCAGAGGGCACAGUGCUGGCUGUGGAUGGAUAGCGGCAGGUCUCUGCAGUGUCUGAGGGGAGGUUGAGAAGGGGUAGGGGAGAGGAAGGGAGAGUUCCAAGGAAAGCAGGAGGGAGAGAAGCAGCAGGACUCUUUUUGUAAGUAAGAGAACAGAGGUGGAAAGGGGGACGGGAUUGGUUUUCCAAGGUGGAGCCUUAGCUUGGUGCCAAGUACAGUGCCACACUGUCCGUUCUGCCCCUCCCUCUUCAUCCCCAGGGUCAGUGGGCCUGCCGAUGGAAGGGCCCCAGGAGGACCCGCCAGCGAGCACACAGUGGCCUUCAGCUGAGGUGCUUGGCAGGGGGAUAUGGGUUGGGAGUGAGGGGGCUGGGCAGGACAGUCUAGGAGAUAGAUGGUACUUGGUAGAUCUGGGCCUGGUGUGUGCCUCCCCUAGUGGGCUUGGGGGCAGAGAGAAGGACCUGUCUUAGGCAGGGUGUGGUCAGUCUUGGGGCCUCUCCUAGCCACUUUCAUGACAUUUUGUUGUCUCCCUUCCCCCCUGGAAUGUGCUGUGGGCCAGCUGAGAGUAUAUCCAGGCAGUGAGAAUGCAGCCUUACCCUGGGAGGCCAGGUUCUAGGACCCUGCCCUGUUUCCCAAGCAUCCCAGGUGAGGACCAGCGGAGGCCGUGUGAAGGAUUCCCUUGUAGCUUGGCUCUCUCAAUCCACUUACCCAGGGAAGCCAGUCAGGGAGAGACAGAAGCAAACUCAUUCUUCCUUUGCUCCACCUACCUUGAAAUGAAUGUAGCCAGAGAGGGGGGGGGGGGAGACUGCAGCUGAAGAGCCUUGGCCCCUAAGCCUUCUCUUUGCCAGAGUUGUUGCCCCAGACUCCAGCAGCCCCAAGUACAACUAUUUCAUCUUCCACCAGUUCUUCUCCACUCCUUCAUGGUUGGGGCAGUUACUGGUUCAUAGGCAAGAAAAGAUGACAGUUCAUUCAACAAAUAGUUAUCGAGCACCUUUAUGUACCAGGCACUGUUCUAGGUGCUUAGGAUAUUCUCCGGCUCCUAAGGGAUGACAGACUGAGGGGAUUCCACUUGUCUUCACUUCUAACAUGAAGUGGGUCGAGCAGACCCACUUUUUAACAUGACCCUUGGCUACAUUUCCCAUCUUUAGCAUAGCUCGAGCACCCCAAACUUUCCUUUCUCCCCCACAGGCUGGCAGGUGGGGUUGGCUCCCAGGAACCCUCUUCAUCUUUCCCCACACCUUUCUCCAUCCACAAGACACAGAUUUUUCGGGGCCUUCCAUGCCUUCCCCUUCCUUUGUCCUUUUUUUUAAGUGAUAUUUUUAGAAAUACAUGUAAAAUACCAAGGAUUAAUGUCUGCACCUCUCUCUCACCUCUUAUUUCAUAAAGCUGGCCCUUUAUGUUGCUUUACAUGCCUUAAUAUAUGUUUUAUGAAGAUUAUACAUAUUAUAGAUAUAUAUAUGUAAUAUAUAUAUUUGUUUGGAUGUCCAAUCCUUCCCUAGAACUCCUGCCCAGGCCCGUUGUGUCUCCUUUACUUUCCACACCGUUCCUAGCAUGUUACGGCUGUACCCCAUGCCUUUUGAUCCAAAGAAGGGGAGAGAAAGACUUAUUUUAAGAUAGAUCUAUUUUACGCUUUUGUUAUAAAAGCAAAUCUAUUUUCAAAAUGUGCAAUGUCUGAAUGGAAUUGGCGAGCGAUAUGAGGAGACUGGGGUGGCUGCCUCUAGAUCCAACCCUUCACCCCUUCCCUCUUCCCCAGUCUGCAGAGGGUUGGUCCCCAAAGCUCGCCAGGGAGCAUUCUCUUAGAAGUCCUGGCCAAAGGAUUUGAUUACACUGUCAACUCUUGAUGACCCUCUAGGGUGAUCGGAUAGGAAUCCUCUGUGAACAUUUGUGCACAAAGGUGCACCCAUGCAGGCAUCUCCCCCGCCCGCGCCAGGCAUGUUCCUGAACCACCUCCUUUCAUCACCCUGCUGAAAAGGGCAGACAGUUUAAUGGCAGCCUGUGCCAAACAGCACCAAGAUUGUCAGUGUGUUCCUUGAUGGACCCAGGAUACGGUGCAAAUGCCAAAGGAAAUGAUUUGGGAUCCCUGGUCCUUCAGCGCAGAUGUGUUCAAGUUCCUUAGACCUCUCAUGCUCCUUUUCAUUUGGACCCUCUCUGGUCUGGGUCAUAUCUAUGACAUCUGCUUCCCCCUAGGGGCUGUUGUUAAGGGCCCUGUACCUCAGACUGGCAUCCACACCGCAAAGUCAGCUUCUGGGCUGAGGACAGCCCCGUGGACAAUGUAGCAUCUCAGCUUUGCCCAUGAAAGCCCUUGGACUUUCCUCCAGCUGGUUGCCACUGGGAUGCCAAACUAAGCCAGCUCAUCUUCCCAAACUGCUUAUCAACUGUUAAAGUGGGUGAGGGGCUCUUGCUCUGCACAGAAUUGGGCAGGAUGGAAGUCUUUUGUCCAGAUAUGAAUUCUGGGGUUUUUGGAAUCGAGCACAGAGCUCCUGGCCAGCAUUGGAAGCCUGACCUCCCAACUUGGCACUCAAUGGCCCCUGUUCCCAGCCUAGAGCAUCUUGCUAUGAAUGAAUGGGGCCCAGGUGGAGGCCCAGGGCUGAGUAACCCACCUGGGGUCAGCCCUGGUUACUAAUCUAAAGCCUUCCCAAUUAGCAUAUUACCUCCCUGAUCAAUAACUAAGAGGCUGCAAUCAAAUAUUGCUACUGUCACUUUAAAGAUUUUCUGAGGUUGCAAGCUGUGCACAUUUGCUCUCCUGCCUUGGUGAGAGGCAUGUUCUUGGGGCAGGACUGACUAUAGCAAGAGGAAACCAAUUCCUUUCCCCUUUAAGAUGACACCCCUCCCCCCGCCCCAACCUGGAAGCUCUUAAAACUAAGGAAAAAUAUGAAAUAUACAUAUAUAUACAUAUAUCUAUUUAUGCACAUACUGGGGCCAAUCUGAUUUGCUAGUAUUAGACAAUAAACCAUACAAGGAAAUGUAUGAUCUCAGUGUCUUUAUUUAGUAUAAAAGUGACCUUAGAAGAAGAGUUAAGGUUAGAUAAACAGAGAGCAUCUCUGUCAGGGGACCAAACAGCUGUAGCAGCCUCUUAGCAUCUUUCUAGCCAGUGAGUCCCCUGCCUAGGGAAGGGGGCAUCCUGACUGAGAGGCAAGAGUUGGGAUCCCCCUCUCAGCAGCAUUCUUUUUAGAUAUAGGUACUGAAGAACCCCCGUGAGCUCUGCAUUUGUAUCUUGCAAGUUUGUAUAAACCCAAUACAGGAAAUAAAAUGGUUUGUAUAAGUGGUGUGUCUCUU